AUGACUCCUACUCCUCCCUCAGGACAUUCGUCGCACUCAGGGGCCUCACCAGACCAGUUUCGAGUGGUGCGAAAACGAAAUCGAAUUCCAUUGUCAUGCGCGCCGUGUCGGCAUCGAAAGCUGAAAUGCAACCGACAACAACCAUGUGACAACUGCACCAAACGCGGAGAUAAUACUUCGUGCACUUAUGCCGCUCCGGCGACGAGAAAGAAGGGCAGCUCAAGUCACAGCGCCUCAAAUUCCACACCGGAUGAUAUGCAGAAUCGGAUUGAUCGACUCGAGGGACUGGUGUUGUCCCUGAUGACAAGCGGCUCGCAGUCUGUAGGUCCCGCAGCUGUCCAGCAGGCGCUAUCUGCCGGCACGAGCGUGAUUGGAAGUGGUUCUUUGGGUCCGCCCUUGGACAGUGAACUCGACGAGACGACAAUGAUGGACGAUGGCGACAAUCAAGAGGCCGAAAGUGAGACGGACGGUGUGACGCAGAGCUUCGGGAUCCUCAAAGUCGAUUCCGAGAAGCAAAAAACAUUCUACGUUGGUGAAGCGCACUGGGCUGCGCUUUUGAGUGAGAUUGGAGAAGUCAAGAAUUAUUUCAAUGCCCACAAGAAGGAGUAUGAGGCACAGAUGGAAAAGGUUGAGCAAGCAAGAAAAGCAAUGGGCACCGAUGCUGGGGCAGGCCCUGCUCUCUUAUUUGGCUCAACCGUACCUCCUAGCCGCGCAGAGAUUCUAGCUCAAAUACCUUCACGAUAUAUGUCUGAUAUUCUGAUCGGACGAUAUUUCAACACCUUCGACCCCUCGACUCACAUUCUGCAUGGCCCAACGUUCCAGAGACACUACAAUCAGCAUUGGCAAGAUCCGUCAAAGAGCUCGAUUGUGUGGGUGGCCAUGUUGUUCGCUAUGAUGCGCCUGGCCAUGCUCUCGUAUGGUAGAGAAGGCGACGAGCCGCCUGAGUUUCGGGGCAAGUGUCAGGACUAUUCGGCCAACUUUCGCACACAGAUGGCGCACUGUCUUAUUACAGCCGAUUACACGAAACCACACAACUACAUCAUCGAGACAUUAAUAUUUCAUCUGCACGCUGAACACACAUCCAAUCGAGAUUCGGAGGCCAGUGUUUGGGUUCUGGUCGGCAUGAUCGCGCGCCUCGCAAUGCGCAUGGGAUAUCACCGGGAUGCCAAACUCUUUCCUAACCUGACCCCUUUCCAGGGGGAAAUGCGGCGCCGUAUCUGGACAUUUGUACGGACCGCGGAUUUGUUGUUUUCCUUCCAAGUUGCUCUACCUUCGAUGAUUCGGAUUGGCGACUCGGAUACAGAUCUACCACGUAAUAUUUAUGACGAUGAGUUCGAUGAAGAUUCGACGUCACUCCCUCCAGCACGACCUGCGAGUGAAGCCACGCCGAUCUCGUACAUGAUCGCCAAAGGCAGACUGUCAUUUGGAUUCGGUCGUGUCUUGGAGGAAGUGAACGGAGUCAACAAGAAAGGAUACGAUGAGGUGCUCAAGAUUGAUAGUGGAUUGAGAGAUAUCUACGAGAGCAUUCCGGACCAUCUCAAAAUUCGCCCUAUGCCUGAACAGACUCUGGCUCCCAUAUCCCUGAUUAUGGCUAGAUUCAGCUUGGCAAGUGUAUACCACAAAUCCCAAUGUGUGUUGCACCGAAGAUACAUGCGGCUUGCACGACCAGGGAAUCGAUAUGUGCACUCGCGAAGAAUGUGUCUGGACUCAGCGAUGCAACUACUCAGUUUCCAAGCCAUCCAACAUCAACAGAGUCGAGAACGUGGCCGGCUGAGAAGCCUGCGGAACCACGUCAACUCUUUGACCGCACACGAUUACCUCUUGGCAGCUACUGUGGUAUGCAUGGAUUUGUACAAUCACCGUGAGCGUGGCGACAAUGAUGUCAGCACACCGAGCACAUCUGUGAGUGGCGGAAGCGUCAGUCAAGGCAGUAACAAUUCGGAUGGCGGUGCAUAUGUGCAGGGGCUGAACUACACGCGCGAUGAUCUGAUCCGCGCCCUAGAAGAGAGUCGCGAUGUGUGGAUGGCCAAUCGGGACCUAAGCAUGGAAGCCUACAAGGCAAGCGAACUCUUGAAUGUGCUACUAUAUUACAUCAAGUCACCUUACUCUCCCAGCAACCCUGGAACUUCACAGCUUCCGGCAACCGCACAGCCGACACCGGGAUCGAGUAACGAUGAACAGAACGCUGCGAUGACUCUGGGCAUGCUUCAGGCCGGAGGUCUGGCGUCGGGCCAAAGUGGUGGUGUCGCGCAAGCACCUUCUCCAGGCAGCCAAUUCGACAAGAUGGGCCUCAAUGGGGUCUUGGGUGCCAGCAGCGAUCUGACCGGCGCAGGCAUAUUUGGCACAGGAGCUGCUAAUGCAGCGAGUCCAUUCCCAGCAGCUUUCUUCAAUGGAAUGGGCGAUUUUGGUCAGAACAUGAAUCUAGAUUGGGAAGCAUGGGAUCAGUAUAUGCAACCCCAGAGUCUGAGCCUGGACCCCGCGGCGAACCUGUGGUCGAGCAACUCCCCAAGCAAUAAUCUAUUCACACAAUCCCCUGAUGCUGCUAACGAUAUGUCGUUUGGUAUGAGCGGUGCGAGUAGUUUCUACGCUCCAAACACAAUCAGCAGCGUGAUGAGUGGAUCGACGGAUCCCAAGUCGAACGAUCAGAUGCCGAAUCUGACGGCCAACUCGACGAGUCCACCGAGCACGGAUAACAAUAGCGGUGAAGUGUUUAUGGGGGUAUCGACGCCACAACCAGGGGGUAUUCCAAGCUGGAAGUGGACGGUGAUGAGUGACAAGAAAUAA
Exophiala spinifera is the source of this 2784-nucleotide messenger RNA. RefSeq lists its product as uncharacterized. NCBI's taxonomy places the organism in Eukaryota, Fungi, Ascomycota, Eurotiomycetes, Chaetothyriales, Herpotrichiellaceae. Bases 1 to 2784 code for a protein of 927 amino acids. The record is from RefSeq and is a predicted model, not a curated record. Gene Ontology annotation, biological process: regulation of DNA-templated transcription; DNA-templated transcription. The transcript is spliced from 2 exons. Gene Ontology annotation, cellular component: nucleus. Gene Ontology annotation, molecular function: DNA-binding transcription factor activity, RNA polymerase II-specific; zinc ion binding; DNA binding.